Messenger RNA from Mollisia scopiformis, 1722 nucleotides. RefSeq lists its product as uncharacterized. Lineage: Eukaryota; Fungi; Ascomycota; Leotiomycetes; Helotiales; Mollisiaceae. The record is from RefSeq and is a predicted model, not a curated record. The transcript has 2 exons. The coding region runs from base 1 to 1305 and encodes 434 amino acids.
AUGUACUUGCAAAUCGAGCUGGCAGCAUCGAUAUUUCCAUUGUACACAGAACACUUCCGAAAGCAACUACAAUUUGCUGACUAUGCUCUUGCAGGCUCCGGUGUUGUGUUUCCAGUCCUAGAAAGCACAGAUAACGAAUGGAACAGCAUACAAGAGAGGAGGCGCAGAGUGGAGACAAUUAUGCGCGACCAGGUUGAGGUCGUCGCAGCACUCGGUCAAGGUCGCUAUUGGGAUAUGUAUGAAGCUCUGCACCAGGAGCCUCACACUCUCAUUCAUUUCUUGGAUCAAGAACCAUACCGGAUCGAAUAUUACUGGAACACCCACGCGACUUUCGAUGAAUCCGAAGAUGCUGGUCCCAACAAAUCGAACCUUGCCACCAAAUUCCUGCCUUUCUGCAACAUCGGACGCAUAGUCGUGGGAAGACUUCUUCGACCAGAUUCGUUUUCCCAUGUUUUCGAGCAUCAGCUUACUCCAGAAGAGUCAGACAUUAUGUUACGAUCAAAACAGAAAUUCAGUGAUCUAUGGGAGAUCUUCAUCAGGCACGUUGGAUAUGGCGACUUCGUUCCAGUCUUCCAACCUCCCUCGGAAAACGCAAGCGUCACCAUGCCUUCGGAGAUAAGUUCCAGACAUGAUUGGGAUGACAGCAGUAUCACCAUGUUCGAUGUUAGCACGAAUGGUGAUAAUGUCUCCCAAGAAGAUACACAAGAAAGGCUGGACAGUGGUGUUGGAAUAGACGAGAAGGGAGAAGAGGACGUUGCCAUUGCUGUAGCCGGGGCGGAAGGAAAUGAGGAGAUCGUCCCAGCCGUCAACGGUCAUCAACUUGAGGACGUGGACGGCGUUGGUACUGACGGAGCUGAAGAAUCAUCCGACUCGGAAUCUGCCAGUAUUGCCCUCUCCAACGGAGAUUCACAACAGGAUGAAGGCAAUGGAGUUCUUGACGAAAAUCAAGGCCACACACGCUCAGAUUCGGAGAAUCUUCCUACCACCAACGGACAUCAGGAUGAAGGAGAGAACCAUGGAGUUGCUGACGAGAAUGAAGGCACAUCAAGUGUGAUAGUAGAGAAGGUACCAGCUGUCAACGGUCACUCUGACAAUGAUGAGAACCACAUAACUACAAAUGGCAACCAAGACGUAUCCAAUGAGGUAACAGAGAAUGCGGAGGAGUUGAUCAAUACAUUUGGUAACUUGCCAGACGACGGAUUCGAGAUCGCAGAACAGAACCCUGAAAUCGUGGCAGCACUUCAACUGGUGGUAGCGCUGGGCAGCAUCAUACGAAGAGAACAAGCAGGAGACCGGCAUGGGUAAAUGACAGAAAGCAUAAUUGCAUGUUGUAGCUAGACCGGAUGCAAACAGAUAUUGGUUGCUUACAAGGAUGGAUAGAUUCUGUUUAGUAUGGCACAAUAGCACCAGCGUGUUUCCCUAGCUAAAGAAGACUUCUCGAAGAGUCCAGUCCAAAGCUCCUGGCAAAACAGCCACCGACUGAAUACGAGUCAGUGACCGAGUGCAUUUCUCAGUCUCUGACCAUCUCAUCUCCGAUUUAGUUGAUCAUAUGCCAGGUUCUCCGCCAUUUCCCCUCAAGAAACAAUAAAUUACCUGACGAAGCCCCCACGAAGAAGCCUGCACGGAAUUUUGAGGCUUUUCAUUUCUUCCACGAGGCGUCGUCCCCUAUGCUGUGUGUCGGCAAUAGCAUUGUAGUUAUGAAUCUUUGGGUGUGAAUAUAUA